Messenger RNA from Effrenium voratum, 348 nucleotides. The record is from the annotation of a GenBank genome assembly. Lineage: Eukaryota; Dinophyceae; Suessiales; Symbiodiniaceae.
AUGAGCCUGGGCCUCGAGUUGGAGACGGAGCAGGCAGAGGUUCAGAGGCUCACGGCAGAGCUCCGAGUCUGGCGCGAUGCCCAGGGCGCAGGCUGGUCGCCCCGCGAGUCAGAAGACACGGCCACACGCCGCGCAGAAGAAGCGGCGCAAUGGGAGGCGGAGCGGCGGGAGCUGGACACCAGCCUCACGGAGCAGCGGCUCAAGGUCAGCCAACUUAAAAGCGCUGCGGCAGAAGAUGGGCAAAAUGCCAAAGAACUGGCGCAGGAGGUGCAGCGAUUGGCCUUGCGGGCUCAAUCCACCCAGAGGUUGGCGCGGCAACGCCAGAAAGAGGUGAAGGAGGAGCUCUGA